Molecule: messenger RNA, 3157 nt
Organism: Chroicocephalus ridibundus (black-headed gull)
Lineage: Eukaryota; Metazoa; Chordata; Aves; Charadriiformes; Laridae
Gene: SPRTN
Product: SprT-like N-terminal domain
Exons: 6
Coding region: 1-1608 (535 amino acids)
Biological process (GO): DNA repair
Cellular component (GO): nucleus
Molecular function (GO): polyubiquitin modification-dependent protein binding; metalloendopeptidase activity; single-stranded DNA binding
Source: RefSeq, a predicted model, not a curated record
AUGGUCACGGCCGCCCCUCCAGCCAGCCCUCCGAUCGCCGCCGCCACCGCCGCCGCCGGAGAGGCCGCCACCGCGCCUGCGCGCCGCGCGGCGGAGGCGGAGGAGGAGGACUUCGUGCUGGCGCUGCAGCUCCAGGAGCUGUGGGAAGCGGAGGAUAAGGCGGCGGCGGCUGCGGCAGCGGCGUGCCCUGAGGCCUCGCCGCUCCCCGAGGCCUGGCAGGCCCCCUCGCCGCUCCGCCCGCUGUCGAUGGUGGACGAGUCCUGGGAGCUGCUGGACCCCAGCCCCGACGUGCACGGCCUCUUCGUGCAGUUCAACGAGACGCUCUUCUGGGGGCGGCUGGCGGCUGUGGAGGUGUCGUGGAGCCCACGCAUGACUCUCUGUGCUGGAUUGUGUAGAUAUGAAGGAAAAAGUGGAAUGUGUUCCAUUCGUCUAAGUGAACCACUCCUAAAGUUAAGACCAAGGAAGGAUCUCGUUGAGACACUGUUGCAUGAAAUGAUCCAUGCCCUGCUUUUUGUUACUAAUAACGACAAAGAUCGUGAAUCUCAUGGACCAGAGUUCUGCAAACACAUGCGUCGCAUUAAUCGCUUGACUGGAGCCAAUGUCACAAUCUAUCAUACUUUUCAUGAUGAGGUGGAUUUGUACCGCCAGCACUGGUGGCGAUGCAAUGGCCCUUGCCAAAACAGAAAACCUUAUUUUGGAUAUGUGAAACGUUCAAUGAAUAGAGCACCCUCUGCACGAGAUUUCUGGUGGGCUGAGCAUCAAGAGACUUGUGGAGGUACAUUCACAAAAGUGAAGGAGCCAGAGAACUUUUCUAAGAAAUCCAAGGAGAAAGCCCAGCCAGCAAAACUUCCAAAUUCUGAGUCAACUAACAAAGGCAAGCCACAAACACGUGAUAUGAAAAAUCUGACACCUUUUAGUGGAAAGGGAUAUCGGCUUGGAGGAGGAGACAGUGGACUCUCAGAAAAAAGCAUAAAUUCCAGCAGCCGUGUUAGAAACACUGAAACACCUGGUUCACAGCAUCGUUCAGCAGUAAAGACAAUACCAAUCCCUAAAAAUGAGAUAAAAUUUGAAAAAUCUCCCCGUAGUGGCAUCUUCUUUCCACUCUAUGCUGACGAUGCCAGUGAGAAAAUCAACUUGGCUUCAAAGCGUGAGUUUCCUAAACCCUCUGUUGCUAAUACAAAAGCUUACAAGAAUGUUAGUGGAUCACCUGUUAAAAUUGCUCGUGUUAUGGAAGAAAAAUCAAACCAAGGCUCUGCAAAUGGCAAGAGGGUUAUGCCGUUUUAUAACAGGCCACCAAAACAAUUUUGUUUUGAGCAGACAACAGCUGAGGUUGCACGAGAGGAAAAAAGCUCAGAAUUUAUUAAUACACUGCAGAAGUGGCCAAAAAUGGAAGACAAAACUGCCUUUGAAAACUAUUUCAUUAAAAAAGGGAGUACUGAUGUCACUUCCAGUAUAAAUACACCUAUGAAAACCAAAACUGAAUCUACAGUGUCCUCUGCAAGUUCCAGCGCUACUGUAAGGCAGGAUAGAAAAGUCGGUUGUCCUGUUUGCCAGGCUGAGGUUUUGGAGUCUAAAAUAAAUGAGCACCUUGAUUCUUGUCUUGCAUAAAACCUUUCAGAAAGCUGUCUCAAAAAGAUAAACCAAGGCUGAAAACAUUGCUUGAAAACUACUUUGCUCAGGGUUUGCGUAGCUGUGGUUACUUCCCUGCGUGCCUGUUCUGAACUGGAAUGUAAGCUGCUGUCAGCAUGCUGAACAACAAGUUUUGUGGAGUUGCACGUCAGCGCUGACCAGGAAGUUUGCUGCUAGUUAUAUUCCAAAGAAUCAAACAUUCAUGUUUUAGUAGGUGGAUGUUCUUGCUGACGUUCUUGCUGCAGAACCUGAGUAAUACAAGAGAAAGUGGAUACUUGCAAACUGCAUGUUUUCAAGGCAGUUUUUAAAAUCAAGAUGUUUUCUAUCCUAUUAUUUUUUAAUUUGUUCUUAAGACCCCUUUGUGUUGUUUUUUUUAAGUGUUUUGGGCCAUUCUUAAAGUUAACCAUCUGUAAUAGGUAAGAAUCGUUCUGUUUAAUGCAAUGUAACAAAGUGGCAGGUAUUUUUAGAGUAGUAAAUAUUUUGCAUAAGCCACAAUUACACUCUCAGGUGGUCCUUCUCACCCGCGACCUUUUUGAAAACAUAGAUGAGAAUGAGAAUUUCAAAUCUGGGCUUUUGCCAAAGAUGGGAGAGGCAUAGGCAUCAAAAACAUAGCAAAGUGUCCAUUUGGAUUUAAUGGGUGGGCUGUAGCAGGAAAAGAAAGUCUAGAAGGGCAAUGAAGGUGCGAGGAAAUCAAGCACAAGACACUUGGUAGAUGAGGAGAAGGCCCUGCACUUACAGGAAUGAUUUUAAAAAAAAAAAAAAAAUCAUUUUGAGGAGCUUGUUUUCAAAAGGGAUUUAAAAGUUAGUAUACUGUUAAAAGUUGGAGUGGUCAGAUGCAACCUAAUGAACGUCUGUCUUAUGUGUCUUUUGGUCCGGGAUCCCAUCUAGACUCUCCACCCACUUUUUCUGAUGGUUUGCACAAACUCUAUGUUGAAAGUUCCCUAGUUGUCAGGAUAUAGGUAUUAUGUGCAUUAGUGACUGACCUCCGUAUGCUGAUACUAGUAAGUAGAAGUGAGGAAUAUCGGUAUAUACUGGUAAAUACUGGUAAAGGCUGUUCCUGGCUGUAUCAUAAAAGCCUUCAUGAUUUUCCAGUUAGACUUCCAGUGCUUUACAGGCCAAAAUGGCAUUAAACUGACUUAGCUGACAGUCUGUGUUUUGCUGCUCCUGGAAGCCAGCCAGCUCGGUGGUUAGUAUCCAACAAGUCAGGCAGUUGUGUACUAAAACCAUUGUGCUGUGGAAAGUUAUGAACACUGAGCAGAUGUGUUUUCUAUAGAAACUUUCUGACAUGUUAACAGUUUUCUUGCUGCACUGAAAGUAUUUAACUGGUUACACAAUUAACAGCUUGACUCCUUACUUGUAAAACCGAUUAUAAAUAUUUUUGUUAAAAAAAUAAUUGUGCUGUUUCAUAUAUUGUUGCUGUAACUUUAAAUGGCUAUAUUAGCCUCGGAUGCACAUAUGUUUGCCUUUAUAUAACCAAUUACUUGCUGCUCCCUUUUGAAAUUGGGAAAUAAACUGAUGUGCAAUGGAA